AUGGCUCUUGCAGCUCUUCGGCCCGUCCGUUUCUCACAGCGUGCCUUUCUUCUUGCUAGGUCUACCGUAGCAGCAAACACAGCCCAGCACCGCUCUAUAUCGCUUCAAUCCUAUGUAGUUACGCCAAAGGAGCUCAACGAUGCCCUGAAGCAAAAUGUGCCAACGAAGAUAUCGACCUCGCCCCGAGUCAUCCCGCUCUGUGCUUCCUGGUUCAUGCCCAAUGAUCCAGAGGGUCGCACCGGAAUUGAUACCUUCAGGAAGAAAAGAAUUCCCAAUGCACGCUUCUUCGACAUUGAUGGUGUGAAAGAUGUCAAUUCCCCAUACCCUCAUAUGCUUCCUUCAAAAGAGAUAUUCGCCGAAGCUAUGCAGUCGAUGGGUAUCCAUCGUGACGACGAAGUGGUGGUCUACGACAGUGAAGAACAAGGCCUCCUCAGUGCUCCCCGAGUUGGAUGGACUCUGAAAUUCUUUGGACACCCUAAUGUCCACGUCCUGAACAAUUUCAGGAUGUGGGUUCGAGAGGGAUACCCGGUCGAGGAAGGCGAAGUGGCCCCUAACGAUACCUCAGACUAUGUAGUUGAUAGUUACAAUCCGAACUGGGUCGUCCAUUUCGAGGAGAUGGAGGAGAUGGGAGAAGAUUACGGCAAGGAAGGCUCGGAUGCGGUUCAGAUCUUGGAUGCCCGGCCAGCCGGUCGAUGGGCGGGAACGGAUAAGGAACCUAGAGCCGGCCUGUCGUCCGGGCAUAUGCCAGGUUCGCAAAGCAUGCCAUUUGGAGAGCUUCUUGACCCGGAAACGAAAACGUUACGUCCACCGGCGGAAUUACGGCAGGUAUUCGAGUCAAAGGGGGUUGACCCAAACCGACCAGUGAUCAGUACCUGUGGAUCCGGAGUCACAGCUGCCGUCAUUGAUCUGGCGCUGGAGCAGGCAAACUACGUACCCAAGGAGAAUAGGCGGUUGUAUGACGGGAGCUGGACUGAAUGGGCGUCGCGAGUAACAGAAGCCAGCGGAUUAAUUCGAAAAGCAUAA
Messenger RNA from Arthroderma uncinatum, 1023 nucleotides. RefSeq names its product thiosulfate sulfurtransferase. The transcript has 2 exons. Gene Ontology annotation, biological process: transsulfuration. Lineage: Eukaryota; Fungi; Ascomycota; Eurotiomycetes; Onygenales; Arthrodermataceae. The coding region runs from base 1 to 1023 and encodes 340 amino acids. Gene Ontology annotation, cellular component: mitochondrion. Gene Ontology annotation, molecular function: thiosulfate-cyanide sulfurtransferase activity. The record is from RefSeq and is a predicted model, not a curated record.